Messenger RNA from Drosophila ficusphila, 1730 nucleotides. RefSeq names its product protein ABHD13 (gene Bem46). The record is from RefSeq and is a predicted model, not a curated record. Gene Ontology annotation, molecular function: palmitoyl-(protein) hydrolase activity. The transcript is spliced from 5 exons. Bases 129 to 1151 code for a protein of 340 amino acids. Lineage: Eukaryota; Metazoa; Arthropoda; Insecta; Diptera; Drosophilidae. Gene Ontology annotation, cellular component: membrane.
ACAGGUGUCUUUGAAGUCAGCUGUCGGCGGUGUACAAUUACAAUCCUUGGCUUGUGUUCUGUGGCUAGAACUGCUAUUUAAUUAAAUUAGAGGAUUGGACAUGUAGCGCAGCUGGACAAUAACUAAUUAUGAAAGAAGUGGGCAUCGCAUUGCCCAAGUCCCGAGGAGUGGGCGUGGGAGUACUCGCUGCCUUCCUGUUGUGCUUCAUUUUUUAUUACUUCUACGGGGGUUACAUGACGUUCGCGCUCUUCGCUGGAAUAAUCCUGAUGAUAUUCUAUUACGCCCAAGACCUUUUGCUCUAUCACCCGGACCUGCCAGCCAACUCCCGCAUUUACAUACCCAUUCCCACAAUGCACAAUCUGCCACACAUCACUGUCAGCAUCAAGACGCCCGAUAAUGUCACGCUGCAUGCCUUCUGGAUCAGUCAGCCGGAGGAGCGCUCAAAGUCUGUGCCCACUCUGCUCUACUUUCACGGCAACGCUGGCAACAUGGGACAUCGCAUGCAGAACGUCUGGGGCAUCUAUCACCAUCUCCACUGCAACAUUUUGAUGGUGGAGUACCGCGGGUACGGUCUGUCCACCGGAGUGCCAACUGAAAGAGGCCUGGUUACCGACGCCCGGGCAGCUAUUGAUUACCUGCACACCCGCCACGACUUAGACCACUCGCAAUUGGUCCUCUUUGGGCGCUCCCUAGGCGGGGCAGUGGUCGUUGACGUGGCCGCCGAUACCGUGUACGGCCAGAAACUAAUGUGCGCAAUAGUGGAGAACACAUUCAGCAGCAUACGGGAAAUGGCCGUGGAGCUGGUGCAUCCCUCUGUGAAGUAUAUACCAAAUCUAUUGUUUAAGAAUAAGUAUCACUCCAUAAGCAAAAUUGGCAAGUGUUCGGUUCCAUUUUUGUUUAUAUCCGGCCUUGCAGAUAACCUAGUGCCACCGCGCAUGAUGCGUGCCUUGUAUACCAAAUGCGGUAGCGAGCUGAAGCGCUUGCUCGAAUUCCCCGGAGGAUCGCACAACGAUACCUGGAUAGUAGACGGAUACUAUCAGGCAAUCGGAGGAUUUCUAGCCGAGCUGCAGCAGCAGCCAUCCCCGCUACAAAAGGCGCCAGAGAAGAGCAACGUCUGGGUGGAGCUAGAGCAUAAAAUCAUUGAUGUGUAGCUUUCAAACCUGCAGACAUCAAGUGUUCAAUUGACUGUGUUAACACUGCUAAUGGUUUAAUACUUAUAUUUACAUAAUAUUUACCUGUAUCUGACAGGGUUUUAAUCCGAACGUUGCUAUAUGCUAUGUUGCUUUUAUUGUGCAGAGAAGAACGUGCUAGCGGAGGUAGAUAUUAAUUUAAUAUCACAAUUUUAUGCUUUAGCAAAUGAAUUCACAUUAGAAUCCGAAUUUUUCCAAACUCCUAUGGGCACGAAGAUUAUUUGUACUGUGUUACGUUAACCUACAAUUUGACUUUACAUGAUUGGCUACCACUUUAGAUUGUAGAAAAUAAUCAGUAUUUGACAAGAGAAUAAACUCAUUUUCUGGACUGAUUCCUAGUUUGCCAGAUUUGUUAAAAAGAGCUUUCAUCCCCUAGCACGUUUACAAUUUGUGCUGGUUCCAUUUUUGAAAUGUUAAACUAUUUAAAUGUUAAGAUUGCGAAGGAAGCCAGAAAAAUUAUUUUAAGAAUAGACUAAAGUAAACGAAACCCGGCAAAUUUAUUAACAAUAAACUGCAAAUACUUGCUAAAAUCCAAUAAAA